UUUGAGCCGGUGAGCUGUUAGUUUAGGUUAUGUGGUGUUGUAUUGAUGAUGAUGGUUAAUAGUUAACGCAAUAAGAACGCAUAAUUUCCAACGCGUUUACUUAAACCUACUAGAGAAUACUUCAACAUAUAGUUUUUAAUAGAAUUAGUUAUUAUAAUGGUUUGGUUGACUCCAACUUUCAGGGAAGCUGCAAAAAAUUUGCAGAAAAGUCCUAAAAAAGCACUGACAUUCAUCGAUUCCCUACGGCUCCACGUGCAGGGAGGGGCUGGCGGAAUGGGCCAUCCCAAAUUUGGAGGGGUGGGAGGUCGAGGGGGCAGAGUAUACGUUGAAGGAGUGGAGGAUAUGUCAUUAAAAGACCUGAUGAAGUCACUAAAGGGCAAGCACAAAGUAAAAGCAUCGGUUGGGCAAGAUAGUAACGCCAGGAGCAUUCUGGGUAGACCAGGCAAUGAUGUGGUGAUUCAAUGUCCUACAGGCGUCACUAUCAUGUCUGAAUAUGGUAAUAAGCUAGGAGAUGUGAUGAAGAAGGGGGAUAUUGUGUUGGUGGCUGAAGGAGGAGUGGGUGGCUCUCCCACCAAUGGCUACUGCGGUGCCAAGGGCCAAGCUCUGGCAAUCAGCCUCGACCUCAAGCUAAUUGCAGAUGUGGCAUUUGUUGGCUUCCCCAAUGCUGGAAAGUCAACACUGCUCUCCAAGCUGUCACGAGCCACUCCCAAAAUUGCCAACUAUCCUUUCACAACCCUGAGGCCAACUGUGGGCAUUGUCAGUUUUCCGGAUGAACGUCAGAUCUCGUUGGCUGACCUGCCCGGGUUGAUCGAGGGUGCCCAUGUGAACCGUGGGCUGGGCCACCGAUUCCUGCGUCACGUGGAGCGCAGCCAAGUGCUGCUGCUGGUCGUUGACGUGCAGGGUUUCCAGCUCAGCCACAAGUAUCCCCACCGCACGUGUAUUGAAACCAUUCUGCUCCUCAACAAGGAAGUGGAACUGUACAAGGAGUUUCUCCUCAAUAAGCCGGCAAUGCUGCUUGUGAACAAAAUGGAUACUGAAGGUGCAAAAGAACGUUAUCGAGAAAUCACUCAUGCUGUUAGAGAUCUGUCAAGUGUCCUUCAUAAAUAUCCUCCAGAAAUGAGGCCUGAGCGUCUCUUCGAGUUUGUGUCAGUUCAGUGCUUUUCAGCCAAGGAAGCGACUGAGUUCGAAGUGAAGGAGUGCCAGAAUGAGAUACGAAGAGUGCUGGACUGGGUGGCAGUUGAGACGGAAGCUCAGAAGGAGAGAGAACUUGAACUGUUGAAGAAACUACAGCACAGACAAACCGAAUAUGGGCCUACAGUUUUAUAGUUAGUUGUGUGUUAGUGUGACUUGUAAAUAUUGUGUAAUAAAUAGUUUAUUUUGCUA
Molecule: messenger RNA, 1383 nt
Organism: Homalodisca vitripennis (glassy-winged sharpshooter)
Lineage: Eukaryota; Metazoa; Arthropoda; Insecta; Hemiptera; Cicadellidae
Product: GTP-binding protein 10 homolog
Exons: 7
Coding region: 157-1326 (389 amino acids)
Cellular component (GO): mitochondrion
Molecular function (GO): GTP binding; magnesium ion binding; GTPase activity
Source: RefSeq, a predicted model, not a curated record